Molecule: messenger RNA, 1277 nt
Organism: Pelagomonas calceolata
Lineage: Eukaryota; Pelagophyceae; Pelagomonadales; Pelagomonadaceae
Source: the annotation of a GenBank genome assembly
AGCAAAAAAGGCAUGCCAGGCUUGCAUGCGGCUGUAAGGGUAGGCAAAGGGCGCAAGAGUGCUCGGAAGUGCCUAGCUCUUGCCGCCGCCUCGCGCUGCGCAGCGUGCGUCGCAAAUUUCCACUACACAGAGAGAUGGCCACUCGUGUCGCGCUCGUCACGACCCUGCUCCUCCCGAAGGGAUCGUCCUCGGUGCUCGCGAGCUUCGUCAAGUGGCACACGAGUCUGGGCAUCGACACGCUGUACCUGUAUUUCGACGAUAGCACCAGCGACGAGCCCGAGGGCUGGCGCGAGGCCGACGACCCGCAAGUGGUAAGAGUAAGACGCAGCCCGCAGCUACUCGAAGAGCAACAAGAAAAAUGCGCGUGCUGGGCGCGCUUCGGCCCCUACGCAACGGAAGUCCAGGCGCGCCAGGCCCUGAACGCGGAACACGCAUCUCUCCAAGCGCGGCGCGACGGCUGCACAUGGUUAUUACAUUUGGACGUCGACGAGCUCUUUUUCGUGAAGAGCAAAGAGGCUUUGUUGACUCACUUCCGCGACCUCGAUGCCAAAGACAUAGGCCACUGCACCUACGCGAACCACGAAGGCGUCGCCGAGCGGAGCGACGUCAGGGACUAUUUUCGCGAGGUGACGCUGUUCCGGUGGAACCACCACUCCUUACCUCUAACGAGCGGCGUCCAGGCCGGCAUGCGGUGGUGGCGGUCCCGGUCGAAGCACGGCCAGUACCUGCUGUGCUACGACUGCGGCAAGAGCGCCGUGAAAUUAGUUGAUGAUAUCGAGCCGGUGUCCGUCCACGCCUGGCGGACGCCGCUUAAGAAAUUGACGGCGUUAUGUGAUGCUCGCCUCGAUCUGAGCGAGCGCUCAUCAAAUCCAGAGAAGAUGCCCGUCAUUUUACAUUACGUGAAUUGCGGCACGUUCUGGCUGCGGACGAAGUACGAGAUUUUGGGGGCCUUUGCGGACAGCUGGUUCGGCGGGUCCCUACCGAUCGCGCCGUCGUUCCACCUCGACGCGAGAGAUGUGGUGGGCACGCGGGAUGCCGAAGCCUUGGAGGCGUUUUAUGGGAGGCACCUCGCGCCGCCCGACGCUGACGAGUUGGCGAGGCAGCUCGCCGCGGGCGUCCUGAGACGUCUCGAUGCGCCGUCCAAGUUGCUAGGAGGCGCCACGAUCGCGGCGCCCGUCGCCGUGGCGCCUUCAAUCAUGCCGCCGCCCGCGCCAGAGACGGGCUUCUCUUCCGAAAAGGCCUGGAUCCUCUCGGCCGCGGCGUCGAAGUUCCUCUAG